Molecule: messenger RNA, 2294 nt
Organism: Musa acuminata subsp. malaccensis (wild Malaysian banana)
Lineage: Eukaryota; Viridiplantae; Streptophyta; Magnoliopsida; Zingiberales; Musaceae
Product: uridine kinase-like protein 3
Cellular component (GO): cytoplasm
Molecular function (GO): ATP binding; kinase activity
Source: RefSeq, a predicted model, not a curated record
GCCGGAGAUCACUCUCCCCGCGUCCGGACCGUCGGUGAUGAAACCUCAAUUACAUGUCGCAUGCGGAUUUCCUUGGUUACAUUUGUGCGACGGAUAUAUCGCUUUCAGCGUCCGGUGUGGAAGGCGAAGCCCCGCUGAAUCGCCCAUCCGGAUUCCUGAUACACCUACUCGUGGUUGGACCACCUUCCUCUGCUAGUGCACUUGCAAAGUUAUUCAUCAAACUGACCCCGAUGCCCGACAGCUAUCAUUUCGAAGCAAGCCGGCUAACGGAGCAAUAGCUGGCAUGCUGCGAAUGGGUAUUUCCAGCGCGCCAUCGAGGAAACUGGGCACCGGUGUCCCUUCCCCUUAUGGUAGGGCGCAUGCAAGGUGUUCGAAGGUCGCUCCCUCAUUUCUGGAGCCCCACCUGCCACUCCCACUCUCUCUCGGUCGAUAACGAAGCUAGCGGAGAUCCAAUUUUUAGGUUUGGAUCGGGGAGCGCCUUCGUAGAUACAGAGGGCCCAGAUCACGGUGGCAUUCCCGACAUCCCAUCCCUGGUUCAUCGCAUGAGACGUUGCUCGUUGCGGUGGAUGUGAAUCGUUUCGGGCGAGUGCCUCAGUUUUUGGAUCGGCACAUUGUUUCAUAUCCGCCUCCGUAUAAAAUCUGCCCACAUGGGUUCUACGUCUGUGGAGAAACUGCUAGAGAAUGGUGUGGGAGUUCACUUUUCUGGACUUCAUGUGGAUGAUCUAGAACCAAGAAAUUCCGAGGAGCCACUGGCAACUUCUACAACAGAGAAUGGCUACGGAGAACCCUUCAUAAUAGGUGUUACUGGCGGAGCAUCUGCCGGAAAGACUGCUGUCUGUGAUAUGAUCAUCGAGCAACUUCAUGAUCAACGAGUUGUUGUUGUCAAUCAGGAAUCUUUUUAUUAUGAUUUGACAGAAGAGAAGCUGAAUCAUGUACAUGAAUAUAACUUUGACCAUCCAGAUGCUUUUGACACUGAAAACUUGCUUUGCUGCAUGGAGAAGUUGAGGCAUGGGCAGGCUGUUGAUAUCCCAAAUUAUGAUUUCAGAACUAACAAGAGCAAAUUGCCACCACGAAAGGUCAAUUCUUCAGAUGUAAUAAUCUUGGAAGGGAUUUUAAUAUUCUAUGAUAUACGUAUUCGAGAAUUGAUGAACAUGAAGAUCUUCGUUGAUACAGAUGCUGAUGUACGGUUGGCAAGGAGGAUAAGACGUGAUACUGUUGAGAAGGGCAGAGAUCUCAAGACAGUACUCGAUCAGUACUCUAAAUUUAUAAAGCCUGCUUUUGAUGACUUCAUACUCCCAACAAAGAAGUACGCGGAUAUCAUUAUACCCCGUGGUGGAGAUAAUCAUGUGGCAAUCAACUUAAUUGUGCAACAUAUUCACACAAAACUUGGACAACAGAGUCUCUGUAAAAUAUAUCCAAAUCUUUAUGUCAUCCAGUCAACUUUCCAGAUACGUGGCAUGCAUACGCUCAUACGUGAUAAUGAAACAACAAAACAUGAUUUCAUAUUUUAUUCUGAUCGAUUGAUUCGCUUGGUUGUUGAACAUGGUUUAGGUCACCUUCCAUUUAAAGAAAAGCAAGUGAUCACACCAACAGGAUCUAUUUAUACUGGGGUAGAAUUCUGUAAAAGGUUAUGUGGCAUUUCCAUCAUCAGAAGUGGUGAAAGUAUGGAGAAUGCUCUGCGGGCAUGUUGUAAAGGCAUUAAGAUUGGGAAGAUCCUUAUACAUAGGGAAGGUGAUAAUGGCCAGCAGUUAGUUUAUCACAAUCUUCCGAACGACAUUGCGAAUAGGAAUGUUCUGCUUUUGGAUCCUAUACUAGGCACAGGGAACGCUGCUGUUCAAGCUAUUUCCUUGCUCUUGCAGAAGGGAGCACAAGAAAGUAAUAUAAUAUUUCUCAAUCUCAUUUCUGCUCCUCAAGGAGUGCAUGUUGUUUGUAAAAGAUUCCCAAGAAUCAAGAUUGUGACUUCUGAGAUAGAGUCUGGUCUAUAUGAAGAUUUUCGUGUGUUUCCUGGGAUGGGAGAGUUCGGAGAUAGGUAUUUUGGAACAGAUGAUGAUUAGGCGACAUUCUUCUCAGCAUAACUCUUGAGGAGGCUCAUGCUGAACCCAAUAUUGAUAAUAUUUUUCGUGCUAGCGAACACCGGGGGAAACAUCCACACUACAUUGGCGGCAAAAUUUUUGGUACUUGUGAUUUUUUUUUUUUUUUCUAAUUUCUGUUUCUUACUUAUGCCUAUGCAAAUAAAUAUUCUUUAUAUUGAGAAAAAAAAAAAAGUAACAUUAUUUCAUGCUUCAAAUAUCUAU